This is a messenger RNA of Phascolarctos cinereus (koala), 1543 nucleotides long. It is a transcript of the gene CAPNS1, whose product is annotated as calpain small subunit 1. Gene Ontology annotation, cellular component: calpain complex. Gene Ontology annotation, molecular function: calcium ion binding. The record is from RefSeq and is a predicted model, not a curated record. NCBI's taxonomy places the organism in Eukaryota, Metazoa, Chordata, Mammalia, Diprotodontia, Phascolarctidae.
CGGACGCCCUAGGAAGGAGCAUCGCCUCGGGCGGGGCCGCCCCUGAGUCACCCCGGCCCCGCCCGACCCUCCUGCUGCCGGACCCUAGUGGAGCAUAGCGAGCAGGGCAGGAGGCCAGGCCGGAGCCGGGGAAACUGAGGCCGAGGCCGAGAUCAGGGUCCCGGAGACAUGUUCCUGGUUAAUUCAUUCCUGGGCGGGAAGGGCGGCGGCGGCGGCGGGGGCGGCAUCGGCAAUGUCAUCGGGGGGCUGCUCAGCGGGGGCGGCGGCGGCGGCGGAGGGGCUGGGGGCGCCAUGGGCAUCCUAGGCGGCGUCAUCAGCGCCAUCAGUGAAGCUGCAGCCAAUUAUAACCCAGAGCCCCCGCAGCCCCCUCGAUCCCACUUCUCCAACAUCGAGGCCAAUGAGAGCGAGGAGGUCAGGCAGUUCCGGAGGCUGUUUGCCCAGCUGGCAGGAGACGACAUGGAAGUUAGUGCCUCUGAACUCAUGAACAUCUUAAACAAGGUGGUGACUCGACACCCUGACCUGAAGACUGACGGUUUUGGCCUCGACACCUGCCGGAGCAUGGUGGCCGUCAUGGACAGCGAUACCACCGGCAAACUUGGCUUUGAAGAGUUUAAGUACCUUUGGAACAACAUAAAAAAAUGGCAGGCCAUCUACAAACAGCACGAUAUAGACCGCUCAGGGACCAUCGGCAGCCAUGAACUUCCAGGAGCCUUUACAGCUGCAGGCUUCCAGCUCAGCCCAGAGCUGUACCAGAUGAUCAUUCGGCGAUACUCAGAUGAGGACGGGAAUAUGGAUUUUGACAACUUCAUCAGCUGUCUCGUGCGCCUGGAUGCCAUGUUCCGUGCCUUCAAGUCUCUGGACAAGGAUGGCAGUGGGCUGAUCCGGGUAAACAUCCAAGAGUGGCUGCAGCUGACCAUGUACUCCUGAGGCCCACGCGUCUGUCCACGUGACUGGUCAUCGGCCCCCUCUGCUGCCCGGGACAGACAUCACCAGGAAGCUGGCCUCCCCCUUCCCUGCAGUUCUAGCAUGGGAACCCUCUGGCGCUGGCACCACCAGCCAGAGGCUGUUAUUCCUGGGGGGCCCCUCCUACCCCCUCCUGUACAAAUAUGGCCACCACCAAGGAGCCCCUGCUCCCCACUCACCCACACCCCCACCUCCCAGCUCUGGAAUGUGCCAACCGACCACAUGCUCCCCCCCAGCACCCCUGUAAACAUGUCACAUGCUUUAACACUCCAGCCACAUGCUUCCCAGCUUCCUUAGACAACUUAUGCUCUAAUGUGCUGUCUCCCCCCCCAGCUCCACCCCCAUGCCUGUAAACAUAUCACGUGCUCGCUGCCCCCAGAGCCCCCACAAGUACAUGUUCCCUGUUUUACCACGUCAGCCAGGUGCCAUCACAUGCUGCCCUCACGGGGUUCAUCUGGUAUCUAGUGCCUUCGCCCACUCCCCACGUGCUUCAGCCCCCUCCCCUUCUCUGGGUGGGCCUGGGAGCAGGGGCAGGGCUUCACGGCUGCCCUGACGCCCAAAAUAAACAGUGGUCACAAGA